AUGAUUCCACGACUGCUAUCCCGCCCGACGCUGCUGUGUCCGCGCUGCAGCUUCGCCAAGGCCCACAGCCGGCCGCCAUGGCUCCCCCAGCGGCCCGCCGUCGCCGUCGCGGCGCAGCCCCUCCGAACCUCGGCCGCCCUGCGCCGUGAGCAGCCCCCGGUGAAGCCGAGCGCCAUCCUGCCCAAGACGAAGACCACAGAAACGCCCCCGAGCCCGACACCGAAGAAGCCCGCCGCCGCCGCGAGCGAUCCCCUGGCCGGCGUCGACAAGUCGGCCGCCGAGCAGCGCAAGGCCGACUGGGCCAUCAUGAGGGAGAUGUCGCGCUACCUGUGGCCCAAGGGCCAGCUGGGCACAAAGUUCCGCGUUGGCCUCGCCGUCGCGCUGCUGGUUGGCGCCAAGCUGCUCAACGUGCAGGUGCCCUUUUACUUUAAGAGCAUCGUCGACACCAUGAACAUUGACGUCGCCGCUGUGGGUGGCACGGCCACCGCCAUCGCGGGCAGUCUGAUCGUGGCAUACGGCGCGGCGCGCAUUGGCGCUACCGUCUUCCAGGAGCUGCGCAACGCCGUCUUCGCGUCCGUCGCGCAAAAGGCAAUCAGGAGGGUCGCCUGCAACGUCUUCGACCACCUGCUGCGCCUGGAUCUGAGCUUCCACCUCUCCAAGCAGACGGGCGGCCUGACGCGCGCCAUCGACCGCGGUACCAAGGGCAUCAGCUUCCUGUUGACGAGCAUGGUCUUUCACAUCCUGCCCACGGCGCUCGAGAUCAGCAUGGUGUGCGGUAUCCUGACGUGGCAGUACGGAGCCAAGUUUGCCGCCAUUACCGUCCUCACCAUGGUCGGGUACACGGCCUUUACCAUUUGGACGACGGCUUGGCGGACAAAGUUCCGUCGCCAGGCAAAUGCCGCCGAUAAUAAGGCAUCGACCGUCGCAGUCGACUCACUCAUCAACUACGAGGCCGUCAAGUACUUUAACAACGAAAAGUUUGAGGUGGCGCGGUACGACAAGGCUCUGCAGGCGUACGAAAAGAGCUCCAUCAAGGUCGCCACGUCGCUGGCUUUUCUCAAUAGCGGGCAAAACAUCAUCUUCUCGAGCGCCCUGACGGCCAUGAUGUAUCUCGCGGCUGACGGCGUCGCAGCCGGCACGCUCACCGUCGGCGACCUCGUCAUGGUGAACCAGCUCGUCUUCCAGCUCUCCGUGCCGCUCAACUUCCUCGGCUCCGUGUACCGCGAGCUGCGGCAGUCGCUGCUCGAUAUGGAGACGCUCUUCAACCUGCAAAAGGUCAACGUCAGCAUCGCCGAGAAGCCCGGCGCCAAGGCCCUCGCGCUCCCCAAGGGCGGCGAGAUCAAGUUUGAAAACGUCACGUUCGGCUACCACCCGGACCGGCCCAUCCUGCAGAACCUGUCUCUGACGAUCCCCGCCGGCAAAAAGGUCGCCGUGGUCGGCCCCAGCGGUUGCGGCAAGUCUACGCUCCUGCGGCUGCUCUUCCGAUACUACGACGUGCAGGGCGGCCGGAUCCUUAUCGACGACCAGGACGUGCGCGACGUGCAGGUCGACUCGCUGCGGCGGUCCAUCGGCGUGGUACCGCAGGACACGCCGCUCUUCAACGACACGGUGGAGCACAACAUCCGGUACGGCAACAUGGAGGCCACGCACGAGCAGGUGGUGGCGGCGGCGCGGCGGGCGCGCAUCCACGACAUCAUCCAGCAGUUCCCCGACGGCUACGACACCAAGGUCGGCGAGCGGGGCAUGAUGAUCUCGGGCGGCGAGAAGCAGCGCCUGGCCAUGAGCCGCCUGCUGCUCAAGGACCCGCCGCUGCUCUUCUUCGACGAGGCGACGAGCGCCCUGGACACGCACACGGAGCAGGCGCUCAUGAUUAACAUCAACGGCAUUCUGCGUGAAAAGGGCCGCACGAGCGUCUUUGUCGCGCACCGCCUGCGCACCAUCUUUGACGCGGACCUCAUCAUUGUGCUCAAGGAAGGGCACGUGGCCGAGAUGGGCAGCCAUCGCGAGCUGAUUGACCGGGCGGGCGUGUACUCGGAGCUCUGGAGCGCGCAAGAAACGCUCUUCAACGAAGACGGAACGGAAAGGGCAGAGAGCGAGGAGAGGAACGUAGAAGAGGAGGCCAUCAAGACCAAGGACGCGCCGGCACCUAAAAAGUAG
Molecule: messenger RNA, 2157 nt
Organism: Purpureocillium lilacinum
Lineage: Eukaryota; Fungi; Ascomycota; Sordariomycetes; Hypocreales; Ophiocordycipitaceae
Product: iron-sulfur clusters transporter atm1, mitochondrial
Biological process (GO): intracellular iron ion homeostasis; transmembrane transport
Cellular component (GO): mitochondrial inner membrane
Molecular function (GO): ATP hydrolysis activity; ATP binding; ABC-type transporter activity
Source: RefSeq, a predicted model, not a curated record